Molecule: messenger RNA, 1234 nt
Organism: Hippocampus comes (tiger tail seahorse)
Lineage: Eukaryota; Metazoa; Chordata; Actinopteri; Syngnathiformes; Syngnathidae
Gene: rcvrna
Product: recoverin a
Exons: 3
Coding region: 532-1143 (203 amino acids)
Molecular function (GO): calcium ion binding
Source: RefSeq, a predicted model, not a curated record
AUUUGGGUCGCGCGCAACUAGGACCGAUCAUCCUAUAAUCAUUAGGCAUGUAUAGACAAAGAAGAAUUCACUCUAACAUUCAGGAGAUCUUUAGUCUUUAAUGUAGUGAAUUAAGUACCCACAGAAAAGCCACUCAAAAAGGGGACGCUGAAGCCCAAAACUGUGAGACAAAAAUGUUAACAACUACCCCAAUGUGUUACCAAAAAACUUAAAUUCCAUAAAUGAGGUGUGAAAUCUGGAGUACAUUCCAAAAUCCAAAAAUGGUCUGGUUCUUUAGUUCUGCACCGGUUUGCUGUUUCGGCAAAGAGCCUCCAAAGCUUACCAGGUGUUUAGCACCUGCUGUGUUUUAAUCCUUCACUAACACCGCAGUGUCAUUGCAAAGGUGUCAUAGCGCGCUGACGUGUCCACCUUCUAAAUCAGACACGGAGCUGUCUAGAUUUAGGUUACCGUGACAAUAAUCUGCUUUGCUACCGUGAAAGCAGGCCAGAGCGAGCGAGCGCGAGCCAAGAAGAAGAAGAAGGAGACGCACCGAUGGGGAACACCAAGAGCAGCACGUUGUCCAAGGAACUCCUGGAAGAGCUGAAAUCCAACACCAAGUACUCCGAAGGUGAGCUGUGCACAUGGUAUCAGUCCUUCAUCCGGGAAUGUCCCAGCGGGAAGAUCAGCAAAGAGCAGUUUGAAGGCAUUUACGCCAGCUUUUUCCCGGAUGCCGACCCUACCGCCUAUGCCCGCCACGUCUUCCGGAGCUUUGAUACCAAUGCCGACGGAACCCUGGAUUUUAAGGAGUACAUUGUGGCACUUCACCUCACCUCGGGUGGGAAGACCCGUCAGAAGCUGGAGUGGGCCUUCGCUCUCUAUGACGUUGACGGCAACGGGACCAUCAGCAAGAACGAGAUCCUGGAGAUCGUCAGGUCCAUCUUCAACAUGAUCCCAGCUGAUGACCAGGAGAAUCUUGCAGAAGAUGAGAACACGCCAGAGAAGCGAGCGGAGAAGGUCUGGUGCUUCUUCGGCAAGAAGGAGAACGACAAAAUCUCGGAGGGCGAGUUCAUCCAGGGCGUGAUGGACAAUCAGAAUAUCUUGCGACUCAUCCAGUAUGACGAACCUCAGAAGAUUAAAGACAAGCUGAAGGAAAAGAAACAAUAGUGGCAAUAAGCAGACUCUUGACGGUUUGCUUUUUUGUUACCGUGGCAACCACGCAGGAAGUGUCUCUCGACAACUCAUUGUGGAAAAAAAA